CACAAAACAAAGACACACCCUGCGCUCCCCGUCUCCACAUGUCGAACAGAGCACGGCCGACACAGUCCAGAUACCAAGAAGCCAGGCCGUCGCCGCGGCUAUGAUGCCACCCGCGGCCGUCGCCCUCGCGCUCCUCGUGGUCUCGACGCUGCAGCCCCGGGCGGCGGUGCAGGCGCAGGUGUCGGCCGCUCCGGCGGCGGCUCCGGCGCCCAGCUGGGGGGAGCUGGACUGCACGGGCGCGCAGCUCAACCUGUCCUCCUGCCUGACGUACGUGGAGUCCGGGAGCGCGCUGACGCGGCCGGAGAAGGGCUGCUGCAGGGCGCUCUCCGGCGUCGUCGACAGCGAGGCCGCCUGCCUUUGCGGGCUCGUGGGCGGGUACGGGUCCUUCGGGGUCCGCAUCGACGCCGUGCGUGCCCUCGCGCUGCCCACCAUCUGCCGCGUGGAAGCGCCACCGCCCAGGCUCUGCGCCAUGCUGGGCUUGCCCGGCGCGGAGCCGCCGGGCGGCGCCGUGCCCCCGGCGUCAGGUACGAAAUGACAGUAGUAUAUGCUCUGCAGCGUGCAAUAAAUGCUU
This is a messenger RNA of Triticum aestivum (bread wheat), 571 nucleotides long. RefSeq names its product non-specific lipid transfer protein GPI-anchored 12. The transcript has a single exon. Lineage: Eukaryota; Viridiplantae; Streptophyta; Magnoliopsida; Poales; Poaceae. The record is from RefSeq and is a predicted model, not a curated record. The coding region runs from base 101 to 535 and encodes 144 amino acids.